UGCUGUCCAGAUUAAGGCUUAGGGGAGGACGGAUCCGUAAAUAGGUGGUGAGGUGAGGGUAUGUUUGCAAUAAACAUUGCCAUUGACACAGUCAUACAUUGUCUGUGGGAAGCGCAGUGUUUCAACGGAAUGAAGUGUGCUACAAUGCGCCGUCUCCAGCGGAAGCGCCACUCUUCUCUCUUUCUCUCUGUCUUCCUGGUCUUGCGCUAUGCCCUGAGGAAACGGUCACACGGAGAUUGCGAACAAGCUAGAGAUGGGGACAGAAGGGUCACGGAAUUUGGAAUUCGGACACAAUGGCGAAUCAAGAAACUCAGCAGGGCCGUCCCCGGCAACAACGCCGGUCCAAGGAUCGACCGGUGGUCCCGGCUAGGGUUCCGUUGAGGCUGUUGCUUCGGGUAGCGUCGGUUGCCGGAGGCAUUCAGUUUGGGUGGGCAUUGCAGCUCUCGCUUCUGACGCCGUACGUGCAGCAGUUGGGGAUCCCGCACGUGUGGGCCAGCAUCAUAUGGCUCUGUGGGCCGCUCUCUGGGCUGCUGGUCCAGCCCCUCGUGGGCCACUUGAGCGACCGCUGCACCAGCCGGUUCGGCCGCCGGAGACCGUUUAUCUUGGGCGGAGCAUUGGCGAUCAUCGCUGCUGUUCUGGUCAUCGGUCACUCCGCGGACAUCGGGUGGUGGUUCGGCGACACGCCCCAUCAUCGCCCCUGGGCUGUGGGCGUUUUCGUUUUCGGGUUUUGGAUUUUGGACGUGGCUAACAACGUCACUCAGGGGCCCUGCAGAGCUUUGCUUGGUGAUCUCACUGGUAAGGAUCACCGAAGGACUCGUGUUGCAAAUGCUUAUUUCUCCCUGUUUAUGGCUAUUGGUAAUAUUCUUGGAUAUGCAGCUGGGUCAUACAGUGGUUGGUACAGGGUCUUUCCUUUCACCAUGACCCCUGCAUGCAAUAUUAGUUGUGCAAAUCUCAAGUCUGCUUUCUAUCUUGAUGUUGGUUUCAUCGCUGUCACCACUUAUAUAAGCAUCAUGGCAGCUCAUGAAGUGCCUCUGAGUUCUAGUAGGGCACAACCUGUUGAAGCAGCAGCAGGGGAAUCGGGUGUUGCUGGAGAAGCUUUUCUGUGGGAGUUAUUCGGGACAGUCAGAUAUUUUUCAACCCCAGUAUGGACAAUACUAUCUGCUACUGCCUUAACUUGGAUUGGAUGGUUUCCAUUUCUCCUUUUUGAUACUGAUUGGAUGGGCCGAGAGAUUUAUGGUGGUGAACCAAAUGAAGGCCCUAAUUAUGAUAUUGGAGUUAGAAUGGGGGCAAUGGGCUUACUGCUUAAUUCAGUUGUUCUUGGAAUAACAUCUGUACUCAUGGAGAGGUUAUGCAGGAACCGGGGGGCUGGGUUUGUGUGGGGAAUCUCAAAUAUCUUGAUGGCUGUCUGCUUUGUUGCAAUGCUUAUUGUAACCUAUCUGGCAAAUAGAAUUGGCUAUAUAGGCAAAGAACUACCACCAACUGGCAUUGUGAUAGCUGCAUUGACAAUCUUUACCGUUCUUGGGUUUCCACUUGCAAUCACUUACAGCGUUCCAUAUGCCUUAAUUUCCACACAUACUCAGUCAUUGGGGCUUGGCCAAGGAUUGUCAAUGGGGGUCCUAAAUCUUGCAAUAGUGCUCCCGCAGAUGGUGGUGUCCCUGGGAAGUGGACCGUGGGAUCAGCUAUUUGGUGGAGGAAACUCUCCGGCCUUUGCUGUGGCAGCUGUUGCAGCCCUUCUCAGUGGAUUCAUAGGUAUCUUGGCUAUUCCCCGAUCUGGCGGUCAAAAGUCUACAAGCCAAGCAUGAGGUAUCAUGUUCUUUCUACAUUUGACACGGAUUUCUUUUGAAAGAGGGAUGAGGAAAAUGGACAGGUAGCAAUAAUUUGUAAAUAGUUAUGUGUUUGAUUGUAGUCUUUUUAUCGAGCCUUCUAUUCAUUGAAAUAUCUCCGGCCCAAUCUUUUUGUAAUACGAAUAAUUGAUUACAUGGAUGUGUUUUUAUUUUAUUGAUCAUUAUUUAUGGGCAAUGAACUAAGUUCUACUGCUAUUAUUUUCUGAUGUUUUGGAAGCUUUUGACUCUCUCUCUGUCUCUCUUUUGUCAUCCUGAUGAGUGAGUGGUCUGUUUUAAACAGUGAGAAUGUUCUGCUUUGUUAACCACGAGGGACCCUCUACUGGCCGUAAGAAAGGGUGAUUUUUCUUGAUGUAUAAGGAACAAUGUAAAAGAAGAAAUUCUUAUAGCACUACUUUUCCAAACAUCCUCUGGCAACUCAUAUAAUCAUGAAAGCUGCCAUCAAAUACUGAUUAGAAGAUUAUCUGCAAUCAGUGGAGAAUUUCUUCAUUGUAAAUCAGCACCACCUGUGUAGAUGUUGCUUUUAAAGGCUAAUGCGGUGGGAAGUAGUUGGGGCAUCUUCUGUAGGUUCUAAGAUUACUCGUGGGCGACAUCUUUACAACCAAGAUGAGUUGCUGCUGUUUGAGAAUUAUUCCAUGUGAAAAAUUCUUUUAUUUUUAGGAUUGUGCGUGAUGCUUCAAGCAUGAUGUAUUGGAAUUUUAAGACUUUUGUGUAAUUUGUUUGUAUUAGAUGAAUGUGCUUAUUGGCCAACACUGAAUAUGAUAAUUGUGCUGAUGGAAACCUUGAUUAAGACACGGUUUUAAUGACCCAUUUUUCUUUUGGGUUUGAUUUAUAA
Messenger RNA from Vigna unguiculata (cowpea), 2676 nucleotides. RefSeq names its product sucrose transport protein SUC4-like. Gene Ontology annotation, molecular function: sucrose:proton symporter activity. Lineage: Eukaryota; Viridiplantae; Streptophyta; Magnoliopsida; Fabales; Fabaceae. The record is from RefSeq and is a predicted model, not a curated record. Gene Ontology annotation, cellular component: plasma membrane; vacuole. Gene Ontology annotation, biological process: sucrose transport.